Molecule: messenger RNA, 1887 nt
Organism: Cryptomeria japonica (Japanese cedar)
Lineage: Eukaryota; Viridiplantae; Streptophyta; Pinopsida; Cupressales; Cupressaceae
Product: protein LYK5-like
Exons: 1
Coding region: 1-1887 (628 amino acids)
Biological process (GO): protein phosphorylation
Molecular function (GO): protein kinase activity; ATP binding
Source: RefSeq, a predicted model, not a curated record
AUGGCAAGUACCCUUGCUAGAUUGUUGCCCUUUGCUAUUAUAAUUUUAACUCUGGAGAAUGUGUUGGCACAAGAAGCAUAUGCAGGGAACAAGCUGUUUGACUGCAAUGAUAACUCGUCUGAAAGCUCUGGCUAUGCAUGCAAUGGAGCUGAAAGAAGUUGUAGUACUUAUGCUCUGUUCCAUGCCCAGGCACCUAAUUAUCUAUCCCUUCUCAAUAUCAGCAGACUUUUCAAUAUGAGUACAAGUGAAAUGACCUCUUCAAACAAUAUUACCAUUGAAUCUGCAGAGUUACAGCAAGCCCAGCCAGUUCUCAUCCCCUUGCAGUGUGGCUGCACUGGAAAUCAUUCUCAAGCCAAUCUCAGAUAUAAACUCUCAGAGGGGGACACCUAUUUUUCAUUAACUAAGGUCUUUCAGGGAUUGACAUCCUGUCAGGCUCUUGUGAAACAAAACACUAACCCUGAGGGAAUCUAUUCUCUGAGUCUUGCAAAGAAUAUAUUGAUUCCUUUGAGAUGUGCAUGCCCAACCACUGAGCAGAUCAAGAGAGGAUUCAACCACCUUCUGUCAUAUGCUGUGAAGAAGGGAGAUACAUUGGAUUCAAUUGCUGAGGCUUUCAAUACAUCAAUAUAUGAUAUAGUAUUUGCCAACACAUUACAAGGUUCAAACCCUACUGUCAUUUUCCAUGUGUCUCUUCUGGUUCCAUUGAAGAGUAAGCCAGUUAUUCUUCCUGUCAUGCAAGCCCGGGAAGAAGGAAGUCCACAACCCAGAGGGAUUUCCACUACUAAUCCAAAGAAGAGAGUAAGAUUAGAAGUGGGUGCUUAUGUGGGCAUUGCUGUAGGAACAGUGGCUAUAACAUCUGCCAUUGUAGUAUCAUUUUUGCUGGCCAGGAGGAAGCAGUCCUUAAAGAAGUUGCAUUUAUCACACAAAAAUCCAGACAUUCCCAGAGCAGAAGAUAAAGAUGAUGGUGAGAGAAAAUCAACUUCCAAUAAGGUAAUCAUAACCAACAUGAUCACAGACCUGUCACUGACUUUCUACACAUUUGAGCAGCUGCAAAAAGCAACAGACAACUUCAAUCCUGACUGCAGAAUAGAAGGAUCUGUGUACUGUGGAACCUUCAGUGGUGUUCUUUUGGCUAUCAAGAAAACCAAAGCUGAUAACUCCAAAGAACUCAGAAUCCUACACAAACUUCACCAUGUCAAUCUUAUUGGGUUUUUAGGAGUUUGCAUUGGAGAUGAUCACUCUUAUAUGGUAUUUGAGUAUGCUGAAAAUGGAUCUCUCAGUGACUGGCUUCAUGGGGGCCUAGCCAUGAAAAACAAAUUCAUCUCCUCUUGUUCAAGGUUCCUCACAUGGAACCAGAGGCUUCAAAUCUGUCUUGAUGUAGCCAGGGGACUACAAUACAUUCAUACAUGCACACAACCCUGUUAUGUACACAAGGACAUCAAAUGCAGCAACAUUCUUCUCAAUGGAGACUUCAAUGCCAAGAUUGCAAACUUUGGCAUGGCAAAAUCUUCAGAAAACACUGAUAUCUUCACCAAACAUAUUUCAGGCACACAUGGGUACAUGGCCCCUGAAUACCUUUCUGAUGGCCUUGUCACUCCAAUGAUGGAUGUAUAUGCCUUUGGUGUUAUAUUGCUUGAAAUCCUAUCAGGAAAACCUGCUGUUAGCAAGAGAGGGAAAAAUUUUCUUCUGGCUGACACCAUAAGUCCUCUUUUAGAGGGUGAUAAUGCUGUUGAGAAUUUGAGAGGCUGGAUGGACCAAUCUCUCCAUGAAGUCUAUUGCAUAGACCAAGCUCUUGCAUUGGCAAAACUUGCAUUAUCAUGUGUUGAAAAGGACCCUUCCAUGAGACCUGCCAUGGAUGAGAUCACAUUUAGACUUUCAAGAUUAACUUGA